Molecule: messenger RNA, 1739 nt
Organism: Arachis stenosperma
Lineage: Eukaryota; Viridiplantae; Streptophyta; Magnoliopsida; Fabales; Fabaceae
Exons: 7
Coding region: 64-1386 (440 amino acids)
Cellular component (GO): mitochondrial small ribosomal subunit
Molecular function (GO): structural constituent of ribosome
Source: RefSeq, a predicted model, not a curated record
UUCCCAACUUUGCUACCCUCUUCUCUGCCAUUCCAAAACCCAAAACCAGAGAAAGAGAAAGAAAUGUUGCGGUCCCUUGUGAGAGCCACAGCAACAACAAACUCCAAAAUCCAGCCAUGGCGCGUGCCUCCUACUUUCCGUUACUCUUCCAAGCCCGCUCACUUUCUCAAACCCGAUCCCAGGAAUCCCGGCGCCGCCGCCACCGCUGCCAUAGCCGGCCAGGCCGUCUCCGAUCGACAGGAGCGCCUCCGCCUCCUCGCCGAAGAUGACAAGAACCCUUCCCUUGACGUCGGCCCCAAUGGCCGCCCCCUCUUUACCUCCGCUCCUUCUCUCUCACACCUCGCUCGCCAACACGCUUCCACCUACUUCAAAUUCACGAAGGAGGGGUUGAACUCUGUGUUGCCGGAGGGGUUACCGAUGGGAAUGGUGACGGAGUUCCAGGAGUCCAUGAGAACAGCUUUGCUUGUUCGCCAGAGCUUCCUCGAUCUUCGCGACAACUUCCGGCGUGUUGUUGAUCCUCCAAUGUGGUCUACUAAUGCUAAAGGUGUUAAAGUUAGGAAGCAAGUUGUGUUAGAUGGUCCGGUUAGCUGUGGAAAGAGCAUUGCACUUGCAAUGCUUGUGCAUUGGGCUAGGGAAGAAGGUUGGCUGGUUUUCUAUGUCCCUAGAGGCAAGGCAUGGACUCAUGGAGGAUUUUUCUAUAGGCACCCGCUAACUGGUCUGUGGGAUACUCCUAUACAGGCUGCAAAGGUCCUCGAGGAUUUUUUGAAGUACAAUGAAUCCUACUUAAAGCGACUGCCAUGCCAAAUAUUUGAUCCAAUCCCAUUAGGUGAAGGUGCUGGUGUUGGAUGGUUGAAAGAUGUUGAUUCCUUGGCAGUUUCUGAAGGAACAAUGUUAUACGAGCUAGUGAAGACUGGAAUUGAAGAAACACAUGCAGCUGUUGGAGUUGUUGUUCGUUUGAGGAAAGAGUUAUCACUUGUGAAAGACAUGCCUGUACUUAUUGCAAUUGAUCAAUAUAAUAACUGGUUUACAUUCAGUGAGUACGAGGAGCCAGUCACAAUUCGUUCUUGUCGACCAAUACAUGCCAGAGAACUUACAAUGGUGAAUGCAUUUAGGUCAAUGAUGCAUGAUGAUAUGAUGGUAGGGGCUUUCUCUCACUCAACAGCUGUAGGAAAGCUUCGAAAAGACUUGCCUGAUGUUCCGGUAGAUGCCCGUGUUAUGUUUCCUCGAUACAGUUUGGAGGAAGCUGAGACUGUUUGCCAUUAUUAUUUGAGGCAAAGGCUUAUUCGCCAUGAAGUAUUUUCCGAAGAAAAUUGGAAGAAGAUUUACUUCCUAACCAAUGGAAAUGGAACAGAGAUGCGAGGGUUACUUCCUCACAUGACAUCAUAGACAACAAAUGCAUUAAUUUUUUAUCCAAUUUGAUGGAUUCAGACUGUUAGUUAAUAAGAGAAAAUUUUGAUGUUUACAAUUAUCCUGAGUUAUUCAUCAUAGGAAACAGUGGGUUUACUAAUUACAUGAUCCACUUAAAUCUGUUAAAUUAGCAUUAAGAAUCGUUGUCCAAUCGAAUGUACCACUGGUUCUUCACCGUCCUGCUUGCUGAUUCCUUAGGUGGUCUGUGUAUCAGGUUGUUUUAUGUUUCUGUCGCACAGGAAAAAAGGCAGUGUACUACUAUGUAUAUUAAUUUGCAACUUGUAGUUUUAAAAUUAGAAAUAUUUUGUUUGAGUUUUAUAUUUACUAUGAUA